Messenger RNA from Drosophila serrata, 2580 nucleotides. RefSeq names its product kin of rumpel. Gene Ontology annotation, cellular component: membrane. Lineage: Eukaryota; Metazoa; Arthropoda; Insecta; Diptera; Drosophilidae. The record is from RefSeq and is a predicted model, not a curated record. Gene Ontology annotation, biological process: sodium ion transport; transmembrane transport. Gene Ontology annotation, molecular function: symporter activity.
UAAUGAAAAUUCAAUAAGCAUUCUCCAAAAACUUUUCCGGUUAAGCGAUUAAAGUACCGAGUGCUAUCGAAAAAAAAGAAAACGAAAAAUACCUAAUGAAAAAUCGAAUUCAAUUCACAGUGCGUGUGCGAGUGGCAAAACUAAUGCAAAAGUAAUCAAAGCUGAAACGCAUUAAAGCGAGCGGCUGGAAGUCGAUAAAAAUAAACUACAUAAAAGCAACUUGCGGUCCCGGAAAUAAUGUCAACCACUACCGAUCCCAUGGAGCUGGGGGAAUCCACAUCCACCCUGGCAGGCAGCACGACCACCACCACCACCUCCACCACCACGGCUGCCACGACGGUGGUCAAUGCGAUUGCCAAGACAGUGGCCAUAAUUAGCAGCACGGUCUCUGGAGGCUCAACAACUGGCGCCAGUCCCGCCAGGACCUCCUCAGGGACUACUCCCACUCCCUCGUCAACGCCCACACCAACAACACCCACUUCAUCCCACUCAUUUUCAUCCAAUCUGGAAGACGCGGAAGAGAAACUCAGCGUGAAGGAUUUGAGCCAGGCACUGCAGCACUUUGGCAUUGUUGAUUACUUGGUCUUCGUCGCCAUGUUGGCCGUGUGCGCUGUUAUCGGCUUCUAUUUCGGCUUUAUUGAGAAAAAGCAAAAGAGGAAGAAGUUGGCCGGCAAGGAUGGGGCCGGGGCGGCGGGCCUGGAGGAGAGGCGUGGCUCGGAGGCGCUGGACUAUCUGGUGGGCGGGCGACAAAUGAAAGUAUUUCCGGUCGCGCUGUCACUUGUGGCCAGCUUCGUGUCUGGCAUCUCGCUCCUGGGAACCUCAACGGAAAUCUAUGUGUACGGCACCCAGUAUGCCUUCAUCCUGGUGACGCUGGCCAUUUCGGGAACCAUCUCGUGGUACAUCUUCCUGCCGGUGUUCUGCAAUCUUCAGCUGACAUCCACCUAUGAGUACUUCGAGAGACGCUUCGAUCGACGAGUUCGGAUCUUUGGAUCCUGCCUCUUUGUGGUGAUGAAUAUCUUGUGGCAGCCUAUAUGUAUUUAUGUGCCUGCUUUGACCCUUAAUCAAGUUUCCGGCAUAAGUGUCAGCACCAUUGUUCCUUUGACCAGUUUGGUUUGCAUUCUUUACACCAGUGUGGGUGGCAUAAAGGGCGUUGUUUGGACGGAUGUUAUCCAGGGCAUUGUAAUGAUUGGCUCUAUGGCCAUCGUCAUUGUCAAAGGCACCUCGGACUUGGGAGGGUUGAGUGUGGUCCUAGAACACAAUCGCCAGUUUGAUCGCCUAGUGGCCCCGGACAUGACAUUUGAUCCUACAGUACGAAUGGGUGUAUUUGCUUUGUUUAUUGGCGGCGCUUUCUUCAAGCUUCAGGCCAAUGGCAUUAAUCAGGCCAUCGUUCAGCGUUAUCUUACUUUGCCCAAUAACAAGGCCGUGAAACGUGCUCUAGUUUCUUCUUUAAUUGGUUUUAUGAUUGUCCUGUUGAUGUGUGUCUAUAUAGGAAUGCUGGCCUUUGCUGAGUUCUAUCAUUGCGAUCCCAUUACAACGGGUCUAGCUCGUGCCAAGGAUCAGGUUAUACCCCUGUAUGUGGUUAAAAGUGUGGGUCAUAUUCCCGGCCUGGUUGGUCUCUUUGUAGCUGGAGUCUUCAGCGCAGCCCUGAGCUCCCUUUCGACGGCUCUGAAUUCGCUGUCUGGCGUCAUCCUUACGGACUUUGUGGAGCCUUUCCGUAAGAAGCCCCUGACUGAGCGACAAACAGCAUAUAUACUGCGUGGAGUAGUCAUAGUCUUUGGUCUGAUCUCGAUGGCCAGCGUGCCAAUUGUCCAGAGACUUGGCCUGGUCAUGCAGCUGUCCUCGACGGUGGCGGCCAUUACAUGUGGUCCAUUGCUGGGUGCCUUUAGUGUGGGCAUGUUGCUGCCUUUUGUUAAAACUGAGAGCCUCCUCGCAGGCAUCUCGGCAGCCUCGAGUUUCACUGCCUAUAUUGUGGUGCGUGCUCAAAUAGCAAUUUUCACAGGAUCUCUAACCUUUCCCACGAAGCCUGUUUCUGUGGAGGAAUGUGAUUACUCCUUUGACCUGCCUGACAACUGGAAUGCUACCACGACGGCAACUCCAACGGAGUCAACCAGCCAUGGCAUCCAUGAGAUCUCAUUUUUGUGGUACACCACAGUCGGUUCCCUGGGCACUGUCCUUGGAUCACUGUUGGCUACUCUGUACUUUGGUCGUCAGGAUCCCCGUGUGGUGGACAAGGAACUGAUAAGUCCGGUCAUAAGGAAAUAUUGGUAUGGCCAAUACGAGAGUGUGGCUAGCGAUGAGAAGGCAGAAUUGGCUCUGCACGAAUCGAAAACGCUGCCAAAGCUGGAGCAGGACGAAAAGUCCUAAGCAUAAUCAUAAUAAUUGUAAUCCCAUAAAUAUAUAUAUCCUGUAUAUACAACCCAAAUACCUGUAGUUUCUUCAUAGGUUUAAUUAUUGUCUUGUACCUAAUCUUAACCGAAUGCUUAAGCUUGAUUCUUUUAGCUUGCCUGUAAAUGAAACCUACGACUGGGUCUGUCCUAUAUGAUCAGAGUUCCUUUAAGAAUCAAUACUUAUACACACUCA